UCUGCAGCGUCUCCUGCACAAUCAUGUUCUAUCAUCUGGGAUGCUAUCUGUUCCUGGGAUGCUUGCUGAUGGAUUUAGAAGGGCGGCAUGCUCAGGGUCAAAGACGGCGCACAGAAAAGCAAAACGAGCUGUGGCGACGAGGAGGUUUUCGAGGAGACGAGGCUGUGCCCUCACGGACCAAUCGUAGAGGUGCAGCGAGUGUCUACAUCGUGGACGAAGACACAGACUUGUUGGACCUGAUCUCGCCAAUUGGUGGACGAGUCAAUCCUUUGUGGAAUCGACUGAAGGGAAAUCAGAAGGAGAAGCUCGGCGUGCCUUCAAAGCAUUUGGAUGACAACAUAACUGUCGAUAAAAAGGUGGACUCCGGUUGGGGGACUUCAUCAACAUUCUCAGGGAAACCCUCCGAUGACGUUAUCAUUCUCGACACAGGAAAUAACUCCAAAAAGUCUUUUGUGGAUUUGACUUCUCCGCCUAAGCUCCCCCUCGAUCCUGAGGCCCAAGUUGACUCGACUUCACAAAGGAAGGACAGUGAUGAACGGUCCAGCUUUGUCUUACCUUCAUCUCAUGUCAUCGACCAUAGUCCAUCAGUCAGCCAUGGACAUGUCAGACACAUCAGCACACGGAACACCACUGACAUUCACCAUCUUCAUAAGCGCAAAGGAGAACUACCAAAAAGGAGCCAAUCUGGAAUUAUCACCAUCGUAUCUAAAGAUGGAGAUCUGGUCCUCGGCUCCGAUGGCAAGCUGUAUCGUCUCAAACCUGGACCACUGGGCAUUAUGGGUCCUCCCGGGCAGGAAGGCUUCCCUGGAGAACCUGGCGUGCUUGGGUUCAAAGGUGAUAAGGGUAAGAUUGGCCCUGAAGGGAGUCCAGGAAAAAGGGGUGAGCAAGGACCUGCAGGACCACCAGGUCUACCAAGCCUUUACCUUUGGAGGAACACUGCUGAUGAAUGGGCUGCCUUCCAGAAAACCAAUUUCUACCAGUUGCUGCGUGCUGGUUGGCCCACCGAAGAAGGUCCUGUCGGACCACCUGGAGAGAUUGGCAAGACUGGCAUGCGGGGCGCUCCUGGUGAACCAGGGGAACGCGGUCGACCAGGGACGCCAGGAGAGAUGGGGGAGCAAGGACCUAGGGGCCCUCGAGGAAAAGCCGGGGCCCCGGGCAGAGACGGGGGAAAUGGAGAAGAUGGACAGCCUGGGUCACUUGGUGUCACGGGGUUACAGGGCCCUUGGGGUUACCGGGGCGAGCGAGGGUCCAAAGGGGAAAACGGUGAUGAGGGUCUUAUGGGCCCAAAAGGUCCCAAAGGGAAAACAGGAGAGCCGGGAGACAAGGGUUUACCUGGUUUACCGGGACCACCUGGUCCUGUUGGGCUCAGGGGGCCUCCUGGGAUCCGAGGUGGUUAUGGUCCAGAAGGCCAACGUGGACCUGAUGGGGAGCCUGGACUGGAUGGCCUUCUAGGUUUGCUGGGUUCACCGGGUGCACCGGGCUUUACAGGACGUGUCGGAGCUCAAGGAGUCAAUGGCUCAAGGGGGGACAUAGGCCCUGCUGGCAGUGUCGGCCGCAAAGGCCCACAGGGGCCCCCAGGUUUGGACGGACAGGUGGGGCCUCCAGGACCCAGAGGUCCCCAAGGAACACAGGGACUGAGCGGUGGAGCUGGGCCUAAAGGUGAUCUUGGGCUGGUUGGGGUCAUGGGUAAACGAGGUGAACCCGGCUUUGAAGGGCAAGUGGGUGCACCAGGACUGCCGGGUCCACCAGGUUUCCCUGGAGUGACGGGUCCCUCUGGCCCAGAUGGAGACAAUGGGAUCCCAGGACCGAGAGGAGAUAAAGGAUUUCAAGGGGCAGCUGGAAUUAGAGGUCCCCAGGGUGAGAGGGGUCCCGCCGGUUUUCCAGGUUACCUCGGGGUCAAGGGCCAGCCUGGCCCUAAAGGCAUUGAGGGCGGUAAUGGUGAGCGCGGACUUCAAGGCGGACAGGGCAGGAGUGGAUUAAAGGGAAACAAAGGACCAGUUGGCCGAAAUGGCAAAAGGGGACCCAGAGGGAACAAGGGUCGACCGGGACAAAGGGGACAAAGUGGCCAACCAGGACCAUUGGGUUUGGCGGGUAACCAAGGACCAGUGGGACCUGAAGGAAAGCCUGGUACACAGGGUCCCCCGGGUGCAGCUGGCCUUGCGGGUAAUAUAGGACCCAUGGGUUUUCAAGGAAUUUCUGGAGAAAGAGGACCUGAUGGACAAACAGGUUCUAUGGGCCCACCAGGGCCAUCAGGACCGCAGGGCAUGCCUGGAGCGCCAGGAGAAAUGGGUUUUACAGGAAAGCCUGGCAUGGAAGGAUUACAGGGCCCUGUUGGCAAGGUACAACAGGCAACGACGGCAUGCGUGGGCAUCCAGGUCCCAUCGGAGAGAGGGGAGAGACAGGUUUGCGAGGUUUUCUGGGUCCUGUUGGAAAUCCAGGACUUCCGGGUCCGCCAGGACACCCUGGGGAGAAAGGAAGACAGGGAUCGCAGGGUAGACCUGGCGAUGACGGACUCAAAGGGAUUCAGGGGGCACCGGGUUUUGCAUAACAACCCUCCCAAGCCUGGUGCUACGGGGCUACCGGGUGAUGAUGGAGCCACUGGGAAACCUGGACCCAGAGGAAGCAAUGGACCUCCUGGACCUCAGGGGCCUCAAGGGCCAACAGGAAUCUCAGGCCUCCAGGGUGCUGCUGGGUUAUUAGGAGGAGCAGGAGACAGAGGGGACAAGGGUUUAGCUGGCAUAGGUGGCGAUGCUGGCCCUUUUGGACUAGACGGAAAACAGGGUCUCCUGGGCCACACAGGCGAUGAUGGACCACUUGGAGAGAAAGGAGACCUGGGAGAUGCCGGGCCUCGUGGAAAACCUGGUCCUUCAGGGUCACUGGGAGAGAGAGGACUUGCUGGACUAAAAGGAUUGCAGGGGCCACCAGGACCUCUCGGUCACGAGGGAGAUGUCGGCCAUCCAGGAGAAGCAGGAGAGCCUGGUUCUAAAGGAAAUAAGGGAGUGGUGGGACUUCAAGGGUUCUCUGGUCCUGAGGGAACCUGGGGAGAACUUGGAAAAAAUGGAGAAAGAGGAGCAAAGGGAGAAAAAGGCAACAUUGGAUUAAUGGGUGAACCAGGACUGAUGGGUGAAGUUGGCCGUGCAGGUCUGACUGGGUUAGAGGGAAGUACUGGAACUCCUGGAGCGCAGGGGCCAAAGGGACUUGACGGACAGAAGGCUCCGAGGAGCACAGGGCAGACGUUCCUUCCAGGGUGGAUGUUUUCGUCGGGUGUAACACCCUUCACUUUACCCGGCAAUGGGUCUGCUAAGCUCCGCUUUCUGGUCAGGAUUUGA
This is a messenger RNA of Nerophis lumbriciformis (worm pipefish), 3329 nucleotides long. RefSeq lists its product as uncharacterized. Lineage: Eukaryota; Metazoa; Chordata; Actinopteri; Syngnathiformes; Syngnathidae. The record is from RefSeq and is a predicted model, not a curated record.